Messenger RNA from Trichobilharzia szidati, 543 nucleotides. The record is from the annotation of a GenBank genome assembly. Lineage: Eukaryota; Metazoa; Platyhelminthes; Trematoda; Strigeidida; Schistosomatidae.
UCUACACAGAGUUAAACAGAUGCCGCCUAAAAAGGUUAAAGCUGAAAUUACAAAUAAUAAGCCUAAGAAGAUUGAUAAACUUACUCCGAAAGAGGCUAUUCUUGAUUACCAGAUUAGCAAUCUUCGCGAGUUGAUUUCUAGGCUUCAUUUUAAACGAGAAUCACUUCGAAAUAUUCUGACUGAGAAAUUGGACGACCUAAGGAGACUUAAAAAGCAAGGCGAAAUUUUGUUCAAAGAAACAUCUUUAAAGCUGAUAGAGUUUUCAAAUGUGGAGAAACCGAAAGUUUCGAGUGAUGAUACAAAAUUAUAUCUGCUUGAAACUUGGAAGAUACGAGAUGACGAAGAAAAAGAAACUAAAUCGAUUGAAAACGAAAUAGAACUUACAAAACGCCUUGUAAAAGAUGUAAUAAUGGAGCUGAGAGAGUGGAAGACAUAUUCUGAUGAAACCAGAAAAUUAAAUGAUAUGCGCAUCCGAACACUUGAAAAAGAGUAUUUAGAGAUUGACGGUAUCGACGUUCGCGAGUUGUACGGAUUAUACUAACG